GGGAUAUAACGGAGCGGGGGGGACCAGUGGAAGGAUGGCAGUCAUUCAAUGAGAUACAAUUCUUUCCCAUAGUCUUCUAUCCAUGGCCAGUAAUACUACUACGGGCCUGAUGCCGUUCCCCGAUGAUGCCGCUGCGGCAGCACAAGACUAUGAGCAGCGAAGGAGGGUCCAGAAUCGUCUGGCACAGCGGAGAUUUCGUAUGUUUGCGGUCGCAUCGCCAGCCUAUUCAUUCAUUUACCUUAGUUUGACUUUUCUUGAUCCUCGCUAAUUGUAUAUAGGCGAGAAAGCAAGGCAACAAAGGGAAUUGAGUCGGCUCGCUUCUCAG
This is a messenger RNA of Aspergillus sclerotioniger CBS 115572, 325 nucleotides long. RefSeq lists its product as uncharacterized. The record is from RefSeq and is a predicted model, not a curated record. Bases 83 to 268 code for a protein of 61 amino acids. NCBI's taxonomy places the organism in Eukaryota, Fungi, Ascomycota, Eurotiomycetes, Eurotiales, Aspergillaceae. The transcript has a single exon.